GGAGCAGUCUGCAUCCACCGGAUACCCGUUAACGGAAAAGCCAAAACCUUAUUUCAUGAUGUCAUCUCUGACAAACAUUAGCAAAUUGAAAUUUGAGUUCCUGACUCCCAAAGCCAUUGUCAGAGGCAUCAAACUACUACAACCACACCAACCAUCCUCGAGCAUCUUCAGGAAAACACAAAUGCAGCAAAGUAAAUGAAGUCGGUGUCGUUAUUUGGGAUCCACUUUUUCCGUGGGAUGGUCAACGACGUGCGGCAGCGACUGCCGUACUAUGUCCCCGACUGGACCACGGACGCGUUGAAUUAUCGGAUUGUGCCCGCGACGAUUUACAUGUAUUUUGCAAAUAUUUUACCUGCUAUUGCAUUUGCUCUUGAUAUGUUUUCGAAAACACAUAAUUCAUACGGCGUUAAUGAGAUUCUUCUCGCUUCUGUUCUUGGUUCAUUGCUUUUUGCUGUCUUUGGCGGGCAACCGCUCUGUAUCGUUGGCGUUACAGGUCCUAUCUCGGUUUUCAAUUAUACAGUAUACGAAAUCAUGGUGCCGAGAGGUACGCCUUACUUUCAGUUCAUGUGCUGGAUUUGUCUGUGGUCGAUGGUCAUGCAUUUUAUAAUCGCAAUCACAAACGCUGUUAAUGGUCUUCGCUACGUUACCCGCUUUAGUUGCGACAUUUUUGGCUUCUACGUCGCGUUCAUUUAUCUUCAGAAAGGAAUACAAGUGCUCACCCGCCAAUUCGAGCGCUCAGACUCGGAAGGCUUCAUAUCGAUCAUGAUUGCGCUUCUAGUGCUUAUUUUCGGCUACCUCUGUCAUAUAAUAGGAAACAACUCCCCUCUCUUCUGGCGUCCGAUCCGGCGGUUUAUCGCAGACUAUGGCACACCUCUCAUCGUCGUCUUCUUCACGGGCUUCAUCCACAUUGGAAAGCUCCGCAACUACGACAUCCAGCGGCUUCCGAUCGGCGCGACCUUUGUGCCUACGGCGGGAAGCACGGCCAGUCGUCCGCACGGCUGGUUUAUACAUUUCUGGCACGAUAUCUCUGUCGGCGACGUCUUUCUUGCGAUCCCGUUCGCGCUGCUGCUCACGAUUUUGUUUUACUUUGAUCAUAACGUGUCAUCGCUUGUAUGCCAAGGUCGCGAGUUCCCGCUCAAGAAGCCGGCGGCUUUCCACUGGGAUUUCUUCUUGUUGGGAAUAUGUACUGGUAUUGCAGGAAUAUUGGGAAUCCCGGCUCCCAACGGUCUGAUUCCGCAAGCACCGUUUCAUACGAUAUCCUUGUGCGUAGUCAAGGAUAGACGGGUUGGAUCAGCGGCGGACGACGACGACGACAGUCACCGGAUAGAAGACGGGAUAGAUGACGACGACAGCGGCAGUGAUAAAUUUGAGUCGGUGGUAGUCAAAGUGAUUGAGCAGCGAGUCAGCAAUUUUGCCCACGGCCUAAUGAUCCUGGGCACGAUGUCGCGACCACUGUUGGUCGUUCUGGGACUUGUGCCUCAAGCUGUUCUUGCGGGGCUGUUUUGGAUUAUGGGCCUUGGUGCGCUUCAAUCAAACGGCGUUAUUCAGAAACUAUACUUCAUUUUCAAAGACCGUUCGCUAACCCCACGAAGCGAUCCCCUCCGCCGCGUACGCAAACGCUCGCUCUACCUAUUCGUCGCCUUUGAACUCAUCGCGUUCGGCGCAACGUUCGCAAUCACGCAAACCAUAGCUGCCGUCGGGUUUCCCGCGAUCCUACUCGGCUUUGCUGCGUUUGCCAUUCUUUUACCGCGAAUAUUCGAGCAGAGUGAACUCGAAAUCCUGGAUAGCGCGACGGCGUCCGAGUUUACUAUGCAGAGCGUCACCGGCGGCGGCGGUGGUGGUAGACCGAGCGAUAGUAGCAACAGCAGCAGCGGCGGAGGUAGUAGGGAGUGUGAUAUAGACGACUAUGCGGAUGUAAGGCGACAGAGCGAGAAGGACGCGCCGGUGAGGAACGAUCGAAGUACGGAUGCGGAACUCAGUCUAAGCGUUGCGGACGCGAUAGAGAGAGGGAAGCGUAGUACUAUUGCGCGACGGCGCAAAUCGAGAAGUGAUGGAUAACGGAUCUGACUUCCAUCGGCGCUUCAUAUUAUUUUUGUGAUGUUUGGGUUUUGAUUGUAUCUCGCCACUCCCCAGACUGUGUUUAAAUCAUCGGAAAUACGGGGUGAGGAGCGGGCGGAGUGAAGAAAGAGUGGUGAGCAUUCUGGAUUUGUAUAUAUACAGCUUAUAUACAGCUCAUCUUGGUUAUCACACCUACCGAUUGCAGAUUUGCGGGUGGGUUGAAAAGAUGGCUUGGCUUUAACAGUUAACGAGUUC
Messenger RNA from Myxozyma melibiosi, 2313 nucleotides. Its product is annotated as HCO3 transporter family protein. Gene Ontology annotation, molecular function: borate efflux transmembrane transporter activity; solute:inorganic anion antiporter activity. The record is from RefSeq and is a predicted model, not a curated record. Gene Ontology annotation, cellular component: fungal-type vacuole; plasma membrane; basolateral plasma membrane. The transcript has 6 exons. The coding region runs from base 196 to 2058 and encodes 620 amino acids. Lineage: Eukaryota; Fungi; Ascomycota; Lipomycetes; Lipomycetales; Lipomycetaceae. Gene Ontology annotation, biological process: transmembrane transport; borate transport; monoatomic anion transport.